CGCACGCCCCGCGCUCUCUCUCGCACGCCCCGCGCUCUCUCUCGCACGCCGCUCUGUUUCUCUCUCUCUCUCUCGCACGAACACGAACACCUCAGCUCUUCUAUUGCUUCGUCCUCCCAGUUUACUAAAUUCGCCAUAAAAAGAUUCUAAAUGAAGAAGGAAAUUCCUGCGGAGCCAUUGUCUGAUGAAUCCAAGCGGAGCGACUCUACGGAUCCAUCUGAAGAUGUGGAAUUAUCCUCUUAUUAUGGGGAAGAUGGAGAAGAGAACGGAGAAUCUGGAGGAGAGAGCGAUUCCUCAGAAGAUGAGGUAUCAUCUUUGGAUGAUGCGGAAGAUCGGGGCACCAAUGGGGAUGUCAUAAAGUCUGUAGAAGAGAGCGAUUCCUCGGAAGAUGAGGUGGCUCCUAGGAAUACGAUUGGAGAAGUACCGUUGGAGUGGUAUAGAGAUGAGGAGCAUGUUGGGUAUGAUGUUUCUGGUAAGAAGAUCAAGAAACAGGCCAGGAAGGACAAAAUUGAGUCCUUUCUUGCCGGAGCAGAUAAUGUGAAAAAUUGGAGAAAGGUCUAUGAUGAGUACAAUGAUGAGGAAGUGGAACUAACUAAGGAGGAGAUUAAAGUUAUUAGUAGACUGCUGAGAGGAAAGACUCCACAUGCUGGAGUUGAUCCAUAUGCGCCGUAUGUUGAUUGGUUUGUUUGGGAGGACAAAGCACAUCCACUUUCAAGUGCCCCGGAGCCAAAGAGGCGAUUUAUUCGUUCAAAGUGGGAGGACAAGAAGGUAAUAAUACAUGCCUUUGAGUUUUUAUAGUGGAAGAAGAAAUUG
Messenger RNA from Ananas comosus (pineapple), 813 nucleotides. Its product is annotated as ribosome biogenesis protein BOP1 homolog. Gene Ontology annotation, cellular component: preribosome, large subunit precursor; PeBoW complex. The transcript has 7 exons. Lineage: Eukaryota; Viridiplantae; Streptophyta; Magnoliopsida; Poales; Bromeliaceae. Gene Ontology annotation, biological process: ribosome biogenesis; maturation of LSU-rRNA from tricistronic rRNA transcript (SSU-rRNA, 5.8S rRNA, LSU-rRNA). Gene Ontology annotation, molecular function: ribonucleoprotein complex binding. The coding region runs from base 151 to 798 and encodes 215 amino acids. The record is from RefSeq and is a predicted model, not a curated record.